Messenger RNA from Drosophila busckii, 4122 nucleotides. RefSeq lists its product as uncharacterized. Gene Ontology annotation, cellular component: glycerol-3-phosphate dehydrogenase (FAD) complex; cytosol. Gene Ontology annotation, molecular function: NAD binding; protein homodimerization activity; glycerol-3-phosphate dehydrogenase [NAD(P)+] activity. Lineage: Eukaryota; Metazoa; Arthropoda; Insecta; Diptera; Drosophilidae. The transcript is spliced from 6 exons. Gene Ontology annotation, biological process: glycerol-3-phosphate catabolic process; carbohydrate metabolic process. The coding region runs from base 102 to 4037 and encodes 1311 amino acids. The record is from RefSeq and is a predicted model, not a curated record.
UCCAAAUCAUAAAUUUUAAUAUUCCAGCAGAAUUUCGUUAGCGUUAGGCCAAUCCAAAAUUUCGGUACAUACACACAUGUAAUUUUUUAUGUAACUUCAGGAUGUCAAAAACGCAAAGAUCCAAGGUGUGCAUAAUCGGCGCUGAAGGCUGGGGCUCAGCUAUUGCGACAGCUGUCUGUCCAAAUGCAUUAACUGGUAAUUUUGAUAGUCGUGUGCAUAUUUAUGUGUACGAUGAGCUGGUGCGAAAUAACUACCUCUCCGAGGUGAUGAACGAACGGCAUGAGAAUAUCAAAUACCUGCCGGGCAUCAAGCUACCUGAAAAUUUAAUUGCUGUCAAUGAUUUGCACGAGGCUGCCACGAACGCAGAUAUUUUAAUAUUUGCCACGCCACUUUCAUUUGUCAAGUGCUAUUGUAACAUGUUAGCCGGCAAGCUGAAGAGCACCGCGUAUGCAGUCUCUCUGAUCAAGGGCCUCGAACACAUUGACGAUGGCGACAUUAAUCUGAGUUCAUCUAUAAUUUCCAAUCAACUGCAAAUACCAUGCUACUCGCUGAUGUGCGCCAAUAGCGCCAUGGAAAUGGCACAGGGCAAGCUCUGCGAGAUUACUGUUGGUUGCGACAAUAGAGGACACUCUGAACAGCUGGCAUCUAUGCUACAGACUGAGAACUGCAAAGUUGUCAGUGUACGGGACAUCGACAGCGUUGAGUUGUGCAAUACGCUGAAAGAUGUAAUUGCGCUUAGCGCUGGCUUUAUAGAUGGCCUGAGAUUGGGAGAUAACGCCCGCAUCGCAUGCCUGCAUCUGGGAUUAAAAGAAAUGAUGCGCUUCAUCAAAGCCUUUAAUCCAACCACCCAGCUGUCCACAUUCUUCGAAAGUAGCGUUGUGGCCAAUUCGGUCGCAUCUGCAUAUGCUGAUAAAAACGCUACUUUUGCCAAAAACUUUGUUACGGGAAAUAAGACAAUACCCGAAAUUGAGGCAAAUCUUUUAAACGGACGCAAGCUGCUUGGUCCAAUUGUGGCCAUGGAGGUAUCCUCAUUUUUAAGAAAGGAACAAUUGGAGGAUCAGUUUCCUCUAUUUACAACCGUCAACCGCAUUUGCCAAAGCGAGCUACCUCCCGAAGCACUUUUAGAUACACUUCGCAAUCAUCCAGAUCUACGCAACGAGUCCAUUUCGGAACUGAUGAAUGAAGAGCAUUUACUUGAAGCAUUGGCAACCAAGUUCACGAAUGCAAUUCCUGAAAGCGACAUCGUGGAUUUAGAGGGGGAUCAACUCAUAGCCGAUGAGAUGGCUGUGAAGGCAUUAAAUAGCGUUACGGAAGGCAAAGAGGAUUGGCCGGCGUAUCACCAAUAUUUUGAAGCGGUGGAAGAGGCAAAGAACGACCAGAUUGAGCAUACAUUGGAGGAGCCAAAGCCUGAUGAUCACGACUUGCGUUUAGUGAUUGAAAUGAAUUCAAAAGAUGGGCAAAAUAUCAGCGUAGAGCUUAAAGAUAAGCCAAAGCUUGAUAAAUAUGAAAACGCAUACGCUACUGCUACUGCCUCUUUGGGUGAAACGGACCAGCUAAUGGGCUCUAAUGACAAUAAUCUAGAUACUUCGAAAGGCAAUGUAAUAUCAGAUGACAAUAUGGUUUACAUGUCCACCUCGGGUAAAUCAGAUAAAACCAAACAGAGUAGAAUUAGAAAAGGAUUAAGCCAACUGAUUGAACGACAUGUGCGACCUUUCAAUGACAAAUAUAAAGCUUUAAAAGUGCGUGCAAAGUCCUCGACAGACGCCAAGUCCAACGAAAAGAAAGACGAUUCAAAAACGCCAAAGUCAAGUCAGGCAGAGAAAAGUCCGUUCAAACAAACAGAAGUGGAGGCAUCAAGCAUUAAUGAAAUUCCUAAUCCCAUGGUGCUUGCCAGCGACGAGAGCAAGGACGUCAAGGCAGAGCAGCUGAAUAAGCCUAAUAAAAAAUCAGAUAAGCAAGUGGUUUACGAAAAGAAUUCUAUGUUUGGUAGGAUGCUUGCCGAAGAGGAGCCCUAUAUGUCGUCCGUGACAGAAACUAUUCAUAAUAUGCAAGACGAAGCGCUGAGCCGAGAGCUGGUGGAAGAAAGCCACAACAAGGUGCCGAAAGAAACCGACCAAAUUAACUCAACAAAGGCAGCAAGUGUUGAAAACAUUCUAGCAAGUUCACAAAUUUCGGACCAAGACCACGAUAAAACGGAUAAGAACUUGUUAAGCAGUCACGAUGAAGAUAAUUCUCAUAUGGCAAGAAGUCCACACAGAACACCAAGCACAUAUGUGGACUUCAAGCACCUGGAAAACGAAGCAGAUAAUGAAGAUCAGCAUGCAAAGUCAGCUGCUGAAGCUCUGGUGUAUGAUCCCGAGUCUAACGAGUUCUAUAAUUUACUCGAGACUGAACAACCCAAACUAACUCCUCCAAUGUACGAAUUAGACCAGCCUGAGGCUGCUGUACACUCUGAGGAUGCACUCGGCGAAACGCUUGCCAUAGAAGCAAAAGCCUUUGAAGGUCGUGGCGAUGACCUUUCAAAAAUUCUACAAGAUGAGGUGAAUCGCGAGCUGUCAGUUGAGAAUCCUGAGCAUGUGGCUGCAGUGCCAUUGCACAUUAUUGACGAGAAGAUCCAGGUGAAAGCAAUGGGUUCAAAGAACACCAGCCAUACGCAUGAAGAUCCCAAUCUGCGUUUCUAUCAUGGCCGCAACGAUGGCGAACAGGGUCCAGAAUGGGAUUGGCUGCGUGCUAGCGAAAUAGCGGACAAUGUGCCACAAGGCACUUAUACUGAGCAUCUGAAGUAUAUAAUGGCUAAAGACAAUUCACAACAGUCUGGUGGCAAUAAGAAAGAUGGCCAGCAGCAGUCCAAGCCUACGCAGGACAAGCCAAGAACUCUCAAGGACGCACCACGCACUCAACAACCCAGCACACCGCCGCCCUUUGAGCAGCCGCGGCCCAUAGCAAAGCAGCCACUUGCCGAUGAUAGUAAAAAGCUAAAUCAAGCUAAUCAUACUAAGCAGACUAAGCAGCGCAGUAAGUCUCCUGCCGAAUCGCAGGCAAGGCAAGCAGCUGCAGAAAAGAAAGCACUUGCCAUAGCUGAGAAAUUUGCAGAAGCUGACGCAGCAGACAAAUAUAUAGCAGAGGAAAUAGCAAAAUUAGAAGCUAAAGCUAAGAGAACGGCUGCUGAAGCGCUGAACAUAAAUGCAAAACCCAAAGAAACAGAGACAGCAGUUAAAGUUAAAGCCAGACGGGCUUCCAAAGAAAAGGAAGAAGUGCCAGCUGCUGAGACUGCCAAGAAAGAUGCACAUGUGGAAAAGCCAUUCAAGGCGGCGGAAAUUAAAAGCGAUCAACCACUGCCUAAAAAGCAAAAGCCUUACAAGGCGCCGGAAAUUAAAAGCGAACAGCCAAAGUAUAGAAGGGCAGAAGAGGAAGCGCCAGAAACUAAAACCAAAUUGAAAGCAAGAGAUAAACCUAAGCCUAAAACUCCCAUCGGCGACGUUUGGUUGCAUGAACAAUAUGAGCAAAAGCCGCCUAAAAAGGAAAAGAGGCAAACAUCGAAAAUCAGAAAAAUCCUUAGCAAGGGUCUAGGUCAACAUGACCGCGAGCAGCAGGAGCAACCACGCGAGCGAGCCGUUGACUAUGACGGCGAACAUCCUUAUAAGAAGGAGCCCAAGCUGCCAAGCGAAACACAAGCGCUGACCGAUCACCAUGAGCAAAAGGAAGGCUUGCAGCGCAACAAAGUUGUGGUCAAUCCACCAUUUCAUCCACCACUUAAUCCUCGCGUUCGCACGCCACGUCCGCCCUUCGAUGUGCGUGAUCAUGAGUACCACACGCUCAGCUAUCGUGCACCUCCCGAUCUCUUGCGCAAUGUCAAGUUACCUCUCCGCCGUUCAGUUGCCGCCGCACCCAAUAAACCUGUAGCAACACUUAGCUUCUCCAAGCUAUCGCGUCCAUCCCUGAAAAUGCCCACGUGCACAAUGCGCUCCUCCAUUUUGGCUGUUGAGUUGGGCAUCUUUGCCACGCUGCUGGCGCGCUACAAGCCCAACCGAAAGUAAGACACAUUAUACUAUUUCAAAUGAUCUUAUGCCUGUAUAUUAACUAUAUUGCUAAUUCUGCGGUAAUAAACUAGUGUGGAAUUAA